AUGGCCCAGGGCCGCGGAGCCACAUUCGGCAUGGUGCUGCUGGGGCUGGGGCUGGCCCUGGCCAUCAUCGUGCCUGCUGUGGUCCUCUCUCGCCACCACUCCCCCUGCGCCCCCCCGGCCUUUGCCCACGCUGCGGUCGCCGCUGACUCCAAGGUCUGCUCGGACAUUGGACGAGCCAUCCUUCAGCAGCAGGGCUCACCCGUGGAUGCCACCAUCGCGGCUCUGGUCUGCACGGGUGCUGUCAACCCUCAGAGCAUGGGCCUGGGCGGAGGGGUCAUCUUCACCAUCUACAAUGCGACCACAGGGAAGGUGGAGGUCAUCAAUGCCAGGGAGACGGUGCCUGCCAGCUAUGUCCAGGGGCUGCUGAAGCAGUGUGAGCGGGUCCGACCACUGAACACGGGGGCCCAGUGGAUAGGGGUGCCUGGGGAGCUCCGUGGCUAUGCCGAGGCCCACCGCCGCCACGGCCGCCUGCCCUGGGCACAGCUGUUCCAGCCCACUGUGGAGCUGCUCCAAGGGGACUACCGCAUGCCCCCCGUCCUCAGUCAGUUUCUGAAGCACGACCUCCUUCGCUCUUCCGUGCGAGACUCCUCCCUGAGGCAGCUCUUCUUCAAUGGGACAGAACCCCUGAGGGCCCAGGACCCAUUCCCCUGGCCUGCGUUGGCCGCCACCCUGAGGACUGUGGCCAAUGAAGGCGCAGAGGUCUUCUACACAGGGAGGCUGGGCCGGACGCUGCUGGAGGACAUUGCCAAGGAAGGCAGCCAGCUGACCAUGCAGGACCUGGCAUCAUUCCAGCCUCAGGUGGUGGACGCCCUGGAGAUGCCUCUGGGCAACUAUACCCUGUACUCACCGCCCCCGCCUGCAGGGGGUGCAAUUCUCAGUCUCAUCCUUAAUGUGCUCCAAGGGUUCAACUUCUCUGCAGAGUCGGUGGCCAGGCCUGAGGGGAGUGUGAACUUGUACCAUCACCUCGUGGAAACACUCAAGUUUGCCGGAGGGCUGAGGUGGCGGCUGUGGGACCCUGAAAGCCACCCGGAGGUGCAGAACUCCUCCCAGGACCUGCUGGGAGAGGCUCUGGCCCAGCGCAUCCGCCAGCAGAUCGACGCCCGGGGUGACCAUCAGCUCAGCCACUACAGCCUAGCCGGGGCCUGGAGCCACAGCAUGGGCACGGCCCACGUGUCCGUGCUGGGGGAGGAUGGCAGUGCCGUGGCUGCCACCAGCACCAUCAACACUCCCUUUGGAGCGAUGGUGUACUCGCCGCGCACAGGCAUCCUCCUGAACAACCAACUCCUAGACCUGUGCUGGAGGCGCCAGCCUGGCUCCCACGAGACCCCUCCACCUGAGGUGGGGGGCAGUCCUGCCGGGCCUGGCUCGGAAGCCAGGCUGCAGGUGACACCCAUCUGGCCUCCAGUUCCAGGAGAGCGGCCCCCAUCGUCCAUGGUCCCCUCCAUCUUGGUCAACACAGUCCAGGGGUCAAAGCUGGUGAUCGGUGGGGCUGGUGGGGAGCUCAUCAUCUCUGCCGUGGCCCAGGUCAUCAUGAACAAACUGUGGCUUGGCUUUGACCUGGGCGCAGCCAUCGCAGCCCCCAUCCUGCACGUGAACGACAAGGGUCAGGUGGAGUACGAGUCCGGUUUCAGCCAGGAGGUGCAGAAGGGGCUUGAGCACCGGGGCCAGAAGCAGACCAACAGGCUCUUUUUCCUGAACGUGGUCCAGGCUGUGUCCCAGGAUGGAGCCUGUGUGUACGCUGUAGCAGACCGGAGGAAGGGCGGGGAGGCCGCAGGCUACUGAGGAGGCUGCUCCCCAGG
Messenger RNA from Molossus molossus (Pallas's mastiff bat), 1799 nucleotides. It is a transcript of the gene GGT5, whose product is annotated as gamma-glutamyltransferase 5. The record is from RefSeq and is a predicted model, not a curated record. The transcript has 12 exons. Bases 1 to 1782 code for a protein of 593 amino acids. Gene Ontology annotation, molecular function: glutathione gamma-glutamate hydrolase. Gene Ontology annotation, biological process: glutathione catabolic process. Lineage: Eukaryota; Metazoa; Chordata; Mammalia; Chiroptera; Molossidae.